Aspergillus wentii DTO 134E9 is the source of this 189-nucleotide messenger RNA. Its product is annotated as cytochrome c oxidase subunit VIIa. Lineage: Eukaryota; Fungi; Ascomycota; Eurotiomycetes; Eurotiales; Aspergillaceae. The transcript has 4 exons. The coding region runs from base 1 to 189 and encodes 62 amino acids. Gene Ontology annotation, biological process: mitochondrial electron transport, cytochrome c to oxygen. The record is from RefSeq and is a predicted model, not a curated record.
AUGCCCGCUGCUGUCCCCCCUAUCACCGGCAUGCUCCGCCGGGGACUCGUCCUUGACCUGAGCACCGCCUUCGGUUUCGGAACCACCUUCGGUUACCUCUGGUGGUACGGUUUCCACCUCCCCCGCGUCCGUGCCCGUGACACCUAUUACGCCCGCCUGGAGCAGGAGCGCGCCGCCGCUCAGGCAUAA